Molecule: messenger RNA, 615 nt
Organism: Rhopalosiphum padi (bird cherry-oat aphid)
Lineage: Eukaryota; Metazoa; Arthropoda; Insecta; Hemiptera; Aphididae
Exons: 1
Coding region: 1-615 (204 amino acids)
Molecular function (GO): nucleic acid binding
Source: RefSeq, a predicted model, not a curated record
AUGUGUACGCUGCGAGAAAAUAAAGACGAUCGGCCAGUGGUUUAUCUCGACGAAACGUGGGUAAACCAAAACCAUUCACGGAAGGGUAUUUGGCAAAAUGAAAAUAAUUCAGGUGGUCUAAAGGUGCCGAAGGGUAAAGGAGGCCAACUUAUUGUAUGCCAUGCAGGAUGUGCUCGCUACGGGUUUAUAGAAGGGUCAAAAUUGGUAUUUCGAAGCAAUACCGGAAAUACCACGGAUUAUCAUAAUCAGAUGAAUGGUGAAGUGUUCAAAGAGUGGUUUAUUCAACUCCUAAAAAAUCUUGAAGAGCCAUCAGUUAUAGUCAUGGAUAAUGCACUUUACCAUUCAAUCCUCAGAGACAAAUAUCCUAAAAGUAAUUGGAGAAAAGCUGAAGUACAACACUGGUUAAAUGAAAAAAAUAUCGAGUUCCAUCCAUUGGAAACAUUACCUGAACUUCGACAAAAAGUUAAAAACCUAUUACCACGUGAAAAAAAAUAUGAGCUGGAUGACAUUGCAAUUGAAAUGGGUCAUGAGGUAAUCCGUCUUCCACCAUACCACUGUAAGUAUAAUCCAAUCGAAUUAAUUUGGGCUCAAGUUAAGGGCCAAGUUGCUCUGUGA